Messenger RNA from Octopus sinensis (East Asian common octopus), 915 nucleotides. RefSeq lists its product as uncharacterized. The transcript has a single exon. The record is from RefSeq and is a predicted model, not a curated record. NCBI's taxonomy places the organism in Eukaryota, Metazoa, Mollusca, Cephalopoda, Octopoda, Octopodidae. Bases 1 to 915 code for a protein of 304 amino acids.
AUGCAGAGAAAUAAAACAGACAACAAAACCCCUUGUAAUUCUGACUUCAAUUCUAAAAAACGUCUCAAAUUUGACAAUUCCGAGUCUCCAGUAUUCAGUCCACUUAAAGUUACCAAAAAAACUCCUGUUAAAAAUAUUCUGGAUCAUAUAAAUAAACUAAAUGAAAUUCCAACCUCAAAUCAGUGCUGUGAUUUUGACUCGUAUGUUAAAAAAUUUGUUUCAGUUACGUCAAAAAUUUCUGCUGUUUCCGAAAAUAGAGAUUCUAAAGACGCAUCGUCUCAGGAUGGCAUGUUCAGUCAAAAUUCGCAAAAUUCUAGAAAUGAUUUUUGUGGGGAUACAGAAAAUUCUUUAGAUUAUAACACCUUUAUUUCUUUUUUUAACUAUUCGGAAAAUGAUACUUCAAAAACAAAUGAAACUGCCGAUUCGAAUGCGACUCUUACGUGUGGGAAUUUUUCAGAAAUUAUUGGUUCACGUGAAGGAGAAGAACGUCUAUUUGAUUUUCCCGUUUUAGUGGAUGAAACUAAUCAGAAUAAUUUUAUUUCCAACUUAGAUGAUAUCUCAAGAACCGACGUUGUUUGUAAUAAAUAUUCUGAAUGUGAAACUAACGACUCUAUUGGAACUUAUCAAACAGAUUUGAUUAAUUUGAAUAACAGGGAUGAUAAUUCCAAUAUCAUUGAAGAUUCUUUAACCAACGCUAAUUCAAACUCUUUAAUGAUAAACAUGGACAUCAACCGUCCAUUUAGAAUCUUUGGAUCCGAUGAAAAGAAUACGCCAGAAACCUGUUGUUCAAAAGAAUCUGAAGUUAGUGAGACAAUGGAUUGUGAAUUUACUGGGGAUUCUGAUUUCCGCGAACUGGACCAAUGCAACGGUAAAACUCUGAUAAUCGAUGAUACAAUCAAUUUUAUGUCGAAUUGA